ACUUUUUCUAAAUUAACCCUAGUUAACUAAAAAAACUCACUUUGAGUUAAUUCACUCAAAUUAUAUCUUUUACAAACACACCCUAAAGCUCCUCACUCCUUAAUAAGAUUUUUCACGAUAUUCAUAGAUAUUUGUAAUAAUUACAACAAUUCAAAUCACGACUAAUUUCCCAAAUGAGAUUAUAAAAAUAUCUAUCGGUGGCAAUAAUAUAAUAAAAUUGUACCAAAAAAGUCAAAAAAGAAAAGCAAAUAGCCUCAAUAAAUUGGUGAACACACGAUGGAAACCUCCAUCGUGGUUCCUAUUUAUCUUUGCCAAUAAGUUUAGAAGGUCAUAUCAACUCAACAAGCAAAACAGUCCUCGAUCAGACAAGUUGCAGCCGCCGCAUUUCUGAGUUCUCGGAACUGCAAAAGAUGAGAAACAUACCAGAAGAAUACAGAGGGCGGGGCGAGUUCUAUUUCCUGAAAACGAUGGCAGAGGAAAUUGAAAAGGCUGAUUAUCCUCCUGGAGCAACAUUCAGCCAGGAGAGUAUGCUUUGUGUGUUCAGGAAUUUCCGUUCAGUAUUUGGCCCAAUUUUCUCAGACCGCUGUCUCAAGCAGAAAAUUAAGUCCCUGAAGAAAACAUAUAAGGAGUUCUCAGAACUGCUGAAGGAAGAUAAUAUCUUAUGGGAUAAGCAGAAUAACAUUGUUUACAGCGAUGACGAGCUGUUGAGUGUAAAAUACAAGGCCCGUUACAAGAAUGGGGUUUUCCGUGGAGAACCGAAUUAUGACCUCAUGUGUGUUGUUUUCGAGCGUGGAAUAAACUUCGAGUGAAGCAAACUAGCAGUCCAUGCAUCAAUAAACAGAGUAUUCAACAUCCAAACUACAAUAAAUUUCAUGUUUAGUUAACUGCUAUGUUUUCCUAUGGCAAACACUGUCUGCCUCAAACUACAUUUGACGGUCUAUAACCGAACACCCUAUUGCCUUUUAUCAUUUCAUUUUCGUUCAAGUUGUCUAAACAUUCAAUUUAUCAUGGUACAUUUGAUAUGUAUCAAUCUAUUUGGUGACCUUAUGGAAGUUAUAUCGAUGUGAACUAUGUAUCCAAUUAACCCAGAUAGAUAAGGAUUAUAAGAUUAAACACAGCUAAGCCAUAAUCGUUUCAAUUUGGA
Messenger RNA from Striga asiatica, 1144 nucleotides. The record is from the annotation of a GenBank genome assembly. Lineage: Eukaryota; Viridiplantae; Streptophyta; Magnoliopsida; Lamiales; Orobanchaceae.